Molecule: messenger RNA, 2276 nt
Organism: Nothobranchius furzeri (turquoise killifish)
Lineage: Eukaryota; Metazoa; Chordata; Actinopteri; Cyprinodontiformes; Nothobranchiidae
Product: RILP-like protein 1
Biological process (GO): cilium assembly
Cellular component (GO): ciliary basal body; cytoplasm
Molecular function (GO): protein dimerization activity; small GTPase binding; dynein light intermediate chain binding
Source: RefSeq, a predicted model, not a curated record
AAAAAAAAAAUCUUGACAUGCGCAAUAAAGUGUGUUGCUUUCACGUGCCGUUGGAAAGGUUAGAGCACUCAAACGGCGUGUCCUUAACGUGUCUAUUAAAGCCAGAUUACAGCACAUGUAGUACAAGAUGUAAAACAAAAAGAGUGAAAAGUUGUAAAUUCGUAUUUUCCUCUUGCUUUUAUAAACUUCAUAAGCAUGGGGAAGUUUUUAUUUUUAUUUUUUUACACACUUGAGAAGUUCACGUUUUCGAGUCUUGUCUUGGCAUGAACUCAUCAAAGGUAGCUAACCUCAGGAGUAUGGGAAGUGUCGAAAUGUAAACAAGUUUUGUAAGUACGCCUCGCUGAGCUUUUGUGCGCAAUUUUUAUGUGCACGUUAACGGAGGUAUGUUGAAUGACGGAUGUGUAUUUAAAAAGCACAGGACAGACGGUAACCGACGUUAUGUCAGCGUUCGACAGAGCCGCGGCGGAGCUCACCGUGGUGGAUGUGUACGACAUCGCGGCGGUGCUCGGCCAUGAGUUUGUGCGAGUCAUAGACCGUUUUGGGUGCGAGUGUUUAGUGGAGGUGGUGCCCAGAGUUGUGCGGAUUCUGGAGUUCCUGGAGGUUCUUGUAAGCCUUGGAUCCACCGGACAGGAUGCCGAGGAGCUGCGGAGGGAGCUGGACAGGUUGCGCCAGGAGCGGAGUGACAGAUAUGAGCAGGAGAGGAAACACCAGAAGGAGCUGGAGCAGGUGGAGGAUGUGUGGAGAGGGGAAGUCCAGGACCAGCUCUCUCAAAUCACUCAGCUUCAAACCGAAAACAAGAGGCUGCUGGCGAGUCUCUCUCUGAAAGAGUCCCCAGCCACAGAUGUGGAGCUGCAGGAACAUGAGGGAAUGUCAGAGAAGGAGAGCCAAGUGAGCAAGAAGCUGAAAGACUUGGUGGAUAAACAGAGAGAUGAAAUCAGGGCUAAAGACCGGGAGCUGUCACUAAAGAACGAGGACAUUGACGCACUCCAGAUACAGCAGCAUCGGAUCAUGAGGAUCAACCAGGACCUUCUUCACAGAAUUGGAGUGAUAGAGGCUCAGUGCAAAACGCUGAUUCAGCAGAGAGCGGAGCUGGAGAACUCGGCCCAGGCUCGACAGCAGGAGUAUGGAGCUCUGCAUCUGGAGGUCACAAGGCUAAGAAAGGAGCUUCAGGAGAAGGAAUUUGAAAAACACAUCUCUGCAGUUGACGAGCUUCCUUUUUGUAGAUCUGAGAUGUCAUCCCCAUCAAUCACACCAAAAACACUUUCUAACUCUGCAAAGCCAAAGUCCGUGUGGGUCGAAUGCAGAGGGGAUCCUGGCUUUGUGGCAAAGUGCUUAGAGUGUGACAAAAGCCUUUCCCUUCUGCCCAAGUCUGCAAACAAAGACAAUAAUGGGAACGCCAAUCUAGAUGAAAACAUGAGGGGAUCAGUGGAUACAGAGCCAGGAGAGGAAUCCGACAACUCAGAGCCAGAGUCGGACAAACCUCGUUUCACCUUGGAAGAGCUGCGUGAUGUCCUGCAGGAGAGGAAUGAACUCAAAGCCCAAAUGUUCCUGCUCCAGGAAGAGUUGGCAUAUUAUAAAAAUGAGGAGUUUGAGGAUGAUAUCAAUCCUAGUGUCUGCACAGCUUCAGCUUCUCAGGCAACUUCAGCUGAUCAGCCUGAAUCAGGAAUCAGACGCAUAAUCUUCACUGCCAUAAUGCCAAUGGUGGCUGCUGGUUUCUUCACAGACGACCCCACCUUGUUGCCCAUCAGAAGACUAUCAUUUGUCUGAUCAUAAAUUAAAAUAAUUUAUUGCUCAUCUCAGGAAAUUUUGCCACCUUACACUUCCACAACAACUGGUUCAAUUGUGGAAUUAUUCAAUAAUUUUAAACAUAUUUUAUAAAUUAAGUUUCUUUAAUUGUCAUCACUGAAAGCUUUGUAUUAGGCUGAAUAUUUAAGAGUUUUAAACAAAUACCGUAUAACCCAUUCAAAUGUUUGAUGGAGAAUAAGUAAAAGAUCUUGUGCUUCACCUUAUUUUAUUUUUUUAACAUAAUGGUUUCUGACAAUUUGAUUUUUCAUGAUGUGCCUGUUUAAAAGCAAGCUAACAGGACAUGUUAUAUGAUUAAAGUUUACAUAAUUAUUAUCUAGAAUGUUAGUGUAUUUUCUGAUUGUCCUGGCAAAUUGUGUCUACAUCACCUCAGUGUUUUCAAUUUAAGGAGUGUAUGAAGCAUACAGGUAUUCUCUCAGGCACCUGUAAAAAACUGUUUGGUUGGAAUGACAUAAUACAUUUUUUUAUUUUUA